This is a messenger RNA of Botrytis porri, 1737 nucleotides long. RefSeq lists its product as uncharacterized. The record is from RefSeq and is a predicted model, not a curated record. Lineage: Eukaryota; Fungi; Ascomycota; Leotiomycetes; Helotiales; Sclerotiniaceae. The transcript has a single exon. The coding region runs from base 1 to 1737 and encodes 578 amino acids.
AUGUCCCGUACAACCAAAACCCGCUCAACACGUCGAUGUUACUCUCCCUCUCCAUUGCGAGACUCGGAUCGACACUACUUUACAUCCUCAUCAACAUUAACAUCUCUUUCUCCAAUUAGAUAUAAAUACACAUAUAUCGAUACUACUUCUCAGCGCCCUGGAUAUGUGAGUGCGAGGGUUGGUGGGAAAGAGGAGAGAGGAAGAGGAAAGGAGGAGGGAGAGGAACGUUAUACUUCUAGCUCUUCUCCUUCUCCAUCACCAUCACCACGUCUCAGAAGGAAUCGCUCAAUAUCGAUUUUACGAAGUGGAUCUAGAUCUAGUUAUGUUCGAGAGUAUGGCCGAGGGGAUGGUCAAGGAUAUGGGGUCGGAGGUAGGGAUGAGGAUGGUCAAGCGGAUACUCAAGAAUCAAAAAGAGAAACAAAAACAUCGAUUUCGUAUAUCACUCCCAGUCCCAGGGCUUCGAGUCCGAGAACUCCAGGUCUAGGAGCUUCAAACACUCAAUACGAAUAUAGAUAUACGUCAGCGCUAUAUCCUACUUCUUAUCCGGUAGGGUAUCAUAGUAUCUCUCCACCAUCAUCCCCCACAACCCGCACAACCCGAGUCCAUAUCAAAAACAUCAACAACCUCGAAAAUAGAAACAUCAAUUCUAAUCACAAUCUCAAUCCCCAACACCCCAGCAAAACAAAAGUCAACAUCUCAUUUUCUACCCAGAAAUCUGAAGAUCGAAGAUUCGAUAGCGAACAAGAUAUUGAGGAGGAACAGAGAGGAAGGAGGAGGAGUAGAUGUAGAGUUCGAAGCUGUAGUAGAGGAAAAGAUAUAAGAAAUCGCACACCCACGCCUUAUUAUGAGGGGUUUGUUAGGUGUAGGUGUAGGUGUAGAGAUGGGUGUAGAGAUGGGGAUGGGAAUGAGUGUGAAUGUCGAAGAGGGGAAAGGGAUGUAAGAAUUUGGGGAAGGAGAAGUCGUGAGAGAAGUUGUAAGAGAGAAAGGGACAGAAAAAGUGAGAGAGUAUUGGAAUACAAGUAUAUUUCUCCCGUUUCUGUUCCUAUAGGGGAUGCAGUUUCCAGACCGAGAGAUGGAGAGAGAGAACGAGAAAGACGGAGAGGAAGAGGAAGAGGAAGAGAACCAGAAAUAGAAAAAGUGGUUGAAUAUAUCAAUCUUGAUCUUGAUCGACAUCAAAAUCGAAAUCGAAAUCGGCAUCGAGAUCAAGAUAACAAUCUAGAAUCGGAUAGAGAUACUGGGCGCAGGGGAAGAAGUAUAACUCGCAUUCGGAGUCUAGCAAGAUCCAGAUCCAAAUCUAGAUCAAGAGAAAGAGGAACUGGGGAGGGUAGAGAGAAAACUCGAUAUAUAUCGAAGCGGUCACUGUCGAGGUCGAGAAACAUGCACAGGGAUAGUAAGGAAGAUAUUAGUACGAGUACGAGUAAAAGGAGAACGAUGUAUUACAUCCCUCAUGUGUCUCAUAUUUCUCGCGAUGAUCGGGGAAGGGAUCGGAGUAGGAGUAGAGGGAAUUACAAACGCAGGGACACAUCAUCUAGCACUUCCGCUUCCACUUCCACUUCAACUUCCGAUUCUACUUCCGAGGAAAUAGAGCGAGAAGUACGAAUUAAACGGAAAUACAGUGUUAAUGGUGUGUUGAGAGAUGAAGGGGCAAAAGGGGCAAAAGGGAGAGGAGGGGGAGGCGGUGCAACCGGAAGAAAGGAAAGGGAAAAAAAGGCAAGGGGUGUAAGAUUUAUGAUCUAA